Juglans regia (Persian walnut) is the source of this 948-nucleotide messenger RNA. Its product is annotated as acidic endochitinase-like. Gene Ontology annotation, cellular component: extracellular region. Gene Ontology annotation, molecular function: chitinase activity. Gene Ontology annotation, biological process: carbohydrate metabolic process. Lineage: Eukaryota; Viridiplantae; Streptophyta; Magnoliopsida; Fagales; Juglandaceae. The transcript is spliced from 2 exons. Bases 1 to 936 code for a protein of 311 amino acids. The record is from RefSeq and is a predicted model, not a curated record.
AUGGCUCGAAAAUUGUCAACCCCAUUAGCCUUGUUCUGCCUUUUGUUCAUUGCCCUGUUCAGCGGCUCGAAUGCAGGCGUGAUCUGUGUGUAUUGGGGCCAGAAUGGAAAUGAGGGCAGCUUGGCGGAUGCUUGCGCCACAAGGAAUUAUGGUAUAGUGAACAUAGCUUUCCUGGUAACAUUUGGCAGCGGCCAGACCCCACAGAUGAACCUUGCCGGCCACUGUAACACAACCACAAAUGGGUGCACCGGCUUGAGCAACGACAUCAGAGCUUGCCAAAACCAGGGCAUCAAAGUGAUUCUCUCCAUUGGAGGCGCUGCUGGUAGAUAUUUCCUCUCCUCUGCUGAUGAUGCCAGGAGUGUUGCAAACUACUUGUGGAACAACUUUCUUGGUGGCCAAUCUAGCUCCCGUCCAUUGGGUGAUGCAGUUCUAGAUGGCAUUGACUUUUAUAUUAAGGGAAACACAAACCAGCAUUGGGACGAGCUUGCAAGGGCACUGUCUACAUUUAGCCAACAGAAAAAGGUCUUCCUAACAGCAGCACCAGAUUGUCCAUUCCCAGACGCUUGGCUAAAAGGAGCACUAGACACUGGCCUGUUUGACUAUGUCUGGGUCCAAUUCUAUAACAACCAACCCUGUCAAUACUCUAGCAAUGCAGACAACCUUACGAAUUCUUGGAAUCAAUGGAACACUAUUCAAGCUGGGCAGAUAUUUCUGGGGUUGACUGCAGCUCCCGAUGCAGCUUGGACUGGCUACAUCCCUCCCAAUGUUCUUACUAAUGAAGUUUUACCUUCUAUUAAGAAUUCUUCAAGAUAUGGAGGUGUUAUGCUUUGGUCUAGGACUUAUGACGAGGGCUAUAGCUCAGCUAUUAAAAACAGUUUUUCUGAAAGUUUGAGGCCACAUUAUAUUAGUUUUAAUAAUAUGGUUUGUAAAGUAUAAACCGUGAUUGGU